Molecule: messenger RNA, 957 nt
Organism: Varanus komodoensis (Komodo dragon)
Lineage: Eukaryota; Metazoa; Chordata; Lepidosauria; Squamata; Varanidae
Product: olfactory receptor 14A16-like
Exons: 1
Coding region: 1-957 (318 amino acids)
Biological process (GO): G protein-coupled receptor signaling pathway
Cellular component (GO): membrane
Molecular function (GO): olfactory receptor activity; odorant binding; G protein-coupled receptor activity
Source: RefSeq, a predicted model, not a curated record
AUGGCAAACCAAUCAAGGGUGAGCGAAUUCUUGCUGAAUGGAGUCCCUGAAACUCCAGAGGUGAAGAUGCUUCACAUCAUGCUUUUUCUCAUCCUGUACUUGGUGGCCCUCACUGAGAACUUUCUCAUCACUGCAGUGAUCAUUUAUAGUCAUCAACUCCAUACGCCCAUGUACUACUUCCUGGCCAACCUCUCAUUCCAAGACUUCGGCUCCAUAUCUGUCACAGUCCCCAAGUCUGUAGUCAACUCCUUGAUGGACUCCCAAGCCAUUUCUUACUCUGGAUGUGUCUGUCAAGUUUUCUUCCUUGUCUUCUUCAUGCUAUCUCACUUCUUCCUCCUCGGUGUUAUGGCAUAUGAUCGCUAUGUUGCUAUCUGCAAUCCUCUUCACUAUAAGACUGUGAUGAACAAGAGAACCUGCAUCCAACUGGCAACCAGUGCAUGGAUAUGUGGCCUUUUUUAUGCAUUACUGUAUACUGGAAAUGCAUUUUCAGUGUGGUUCUGUUCCAAUGUAGUGAACCAGUUCUUUUGUGAAAUCCCACAACUCCUCAAGAUCUCUUGCUCGGAGCCCUACUUUCCUGAAGUAGGAGUGAUGACCUUUGGUGCAUGUCUUUGCUUCACUUAUCUUGCUCUCAUUACUUUUUCUUAUAUUCUGAUCUUUAGAGAAGUGAUAAGAAUUCCAUCAACACAAGGGAGGCAGAAAGCCUUUUCAACAUGCUUGCCACAUCUUGUUGUCAUCUCCUUGUUCAUGGUGAGUGGUUGCUUUGCCUAUUUCAAACCAAACUUCUCUUCUGCAUCAGUAUUAGAUCUUUUGGUGUCUAUACUGUAUUGCAUAGUUCCACCGGUGAUGAAUCCAGUGAUUUAUAGCAUGAGGAGCAAUGAACUCAAAAUGGCAUUUUGUAAGCUGUUAGUCAACAUUUUGCCACAAAAACUUUCUCCUGUCAGUCAAGGUAGGAAAUAG